This is a messenger RNA of Dendroctonus ponderosae (mountain pine beetle), 1956 nucleotides long. Its product is annotated as 4-pyridoxate dehydrogenase. Bases 32 to 1915 code for a protein of 627 amino acids. Gene Ontology annotation, molecular function: oxidoreductase activity, acting on CH-OH group of donors; flavin adenine dinucleotide binding. The transcript has 6 exons. NCBI's taxonomy places the organism in Eukaryota, Metazoa, Arthropoda, Insecta, Coleoptera, Curculionidae. The record is from RefSeq and is a predicted model, not a curated record.
UGCAAGGCAGACGAUACAGUUCUGAUUGGCCAUGGCAGCUCUUGUGAGGGUCCUGGUGGUCGCGCUUUGGUGGUGCCAAGUUGUGAUCAACGCCUCUUUGACUGAGUACAGCGAUGUGGCAAUAGCGCAACGUGUGGAGCGGUUGGUGGCCAAUUUGGACACCUACGUUUUCCCGGUGAAUAAUGAUGCGUUCUUUGAAACGGUGGACGAUUUGGCUGAGGAUCCUUGCGUGGAGGGCGACUUCGAUUUCAUCAUAGUGGGCACGGGCAGUGCGGGCGGCGUUUUGGCCAACCGUCUGACCGAAGUUGCCAACUUCACCGUUCUGGCGCUGGAGGCGGGCGAAGAGACACCGGUCGAGUCCGACAUGUUGGGCGUCAACAUCUACCUGCACCGAACCAGGCACAACUGGGGCUACAACACCACCGUGCAGGAAAACAUGUGUCUUGGCUCCGUCAACGCACGAUGUCCCUACCCGAGGGGGAAAAUGCUGGGCGGCAGCAGCGCCAUCAACUUUGGCAUGUACGUGCGCGGCCACCACGACGACUUCGACCAUUGGGAGGCCUUGGGGAACCCUGGGUGGGCCUACGAUGACGUGCUGCCCUACUUCAAGAAGGCGGAAUCGGCCACCUUUGGGGACGAUAUCGAUCUGGAGUAUCACGGAUUUGGGGGCCCACAGAAGACCGGCGUCCCUAAUGACACGCCAGUACUGACGCAGGCACUGAUCGACUGUCACAUCGACCUGGGCAAGACUGAGAAGGACUACAACGGGAAGGACCAGGAUGGAGUGAGUCGAUUGCAGUUCUUCCUGGACGGCAACACCCGGUCCAGUUCGAAUGAGGCGUUCCUGAAACCGGUGAGGCGGCGCCCCAAUCUGGUGGUGAGCACCGAGUCGUACGUCACGCGCAUCCUGAUCACCAACCAGACGGCCGAGGGCGUGGUCUACAUGAAAAACGGCAAGGAAUGUACCGUGCGGGCGAACAAGGAGGUUCUUCUGUCGGCUGGCGCGAUCAACUCGCCCCAGGUGCUCAUGUUGUCGGGCGUGGGGCCUCAGGCUGAGCUGGAAAAGCAUGGCAUCGAACUGAUCCAGGACCUGCCGGUCGGGCAGAACAUGCAGGACCAUCAGUUCUUCCCGGGCAUUUUCUACCGGACCAAUCAGACGCUCUACAACAUCACAUUGCUGCAGAUGGUGGACCUGUGGAAGCGGAACUUGCGCCCCCUGACGCCCAGUUUGGGCCAGCAGACUGUCAGCUUCUGGAAUUUCAUUGGCCCGGAGGACAGCCAACCGGAGGUGGAGUUUUUCUUCUUCGGCCCGCCCCUCAUCACGCCGGAUAUCGCCGUUAUCCUCGGCUACACGGAGGAGUACGUGGAGAUCUUCAACCUCCUGGACGCUUUGACGGACAUUUCCGUCAACGUGGAGCUGCUCCAUCCGCGGUCCACCGGCAGCGUCACGCUGCAAUCCAGCGAUCCACGCGACUUUCCAGUGAUCGAUCCCAACUAUUUUUCCGAUCCAGAGGGCGUUGAUCUUGAGAAUGUCUACAAGGGCGUCGAGGUGGCGCUGCAGUUCAACGACACCGAGACUUUCCGCAGUCUGGAUACCGAAUUCUUGCUGAUCCCCUAUCCAGAGUGCGACGCGCAAUACGAUCAACUGUCGAAGGACUGGUGGUAUUGUGCGAUUAAAACGUUGGCCAGCACGCUGUUCCAUCCAGUGGCCACCACCAAAAUGGGUCCAGAUGCCGCCACCUCCGUGGUGGACUCCCAGCUGAAGGUGCAUGGAGUUGAUCGGUUGCGGGUGGUGGAUGCUGGCGUCUUUCCAGACCACAUCAGCGGCCAUCCGAACGCGGCCGUGGUCAUGAUUGCCGAGAAGAUCGCCGACGAGAUUAAGAGCGAACAUUUGGGCUGCAGCUAUUGGGUUUAGGUUAGUUUGACUGGAUUAGAACGAACAUUCGAAAAAACCGA